AUGGGUGUAGUUAUAAAAUAUUUGGUAGCGGGUUUAGUAAGAUAUUGGUUGAUACAUUUGGAUUACUGGCAAACGAUAGCUAACAGAGUUGAAAUAGCUACGCCGCUUAACUCAUGGAAGAGGUUAAUGGAAGGGGUUUAUUUAUAUGACCACAACAUAAACCCAUAUGAAGGAGAUAGUUUUCAUGAAUCACCAAUUAUGUUAAUUUUUUUCCAUUUUCUACUGACUAAAGCUCCAAUUAUAUUACCUAUUUUAUUCACGAUAUUAGACCUGUUGACUGCUCAUCUUCUAUACAAAACUUCAAAGGCUUUUACAAGAAUUUUCAAGGAAUCCCAAGAAGCGGUUCUGCCUGAGGUAGCAGAAGAGUCUAAAACUAUGCUUCUCAGUGACACUCAAUUGAAGGAAGCAUCAGAGUAUGUAUUAUCAGUGUAUUUGUUUAAUCCAUACUCUGUUUUGAACUGUGCUGGUAUGACUACAACGGUUAUACAGAACUUACUUUUAGCAACUGCACUGUGGGGAGCUUCGAGUGGCAAAAGAAUUAUUGCAUGUGUGUUUAUCGCACUAGCAACCCAUCAAGCACUGUACCCAUUAUUAUUAAUUGUGCCGAUUGCUAUACUACUAGCUGACAUAAAUAAAGGUUGCAACAAAUGCUCAUAUAUAAGAACGUUGCUAGUUUUUGUGUUGAGCUGGGGUUUCUUAAUAUACUUAUCUGCCUACAUUAUGGAUGGUUCAUACAACUAUGUUUACAAUACUUAUGGAUUUAUAUUGACGGUUCCAGAUUUGAAACCAAAUAUUGGUCUUUUUUGGUAUUUCUUCACGGAAAUGUUUGAGCACUUCAGAUUACUGUUUGUGUGUGCAUUUCAAAUCAAUGCACUAGCAUUAUAUAUUGUACCGCUUACAUUGAGAUUUAGAAAGGAGCCUGUAUUACUUGCUACUGUACUCAUUGCCUUGUCUACUAUAUUUAGAUCAUACCCUUGCAUAGGUGAUGUUGGAUUUUAUCUGGCCUUACUACCACUGUGGAAACAUUUAUUUACAUUCAUGCAGCAAAAAUUCAUUGUUGGGUGUGCAUUUAUCAUCACAUCUGUCCUUGGACCGACAGUUUGGCAUUUGUGGAUAUAUUCAGGGUCAGCCAAUGCCAACUUCUUCUUUGGAGUGACUUUGUCCUUUGCCACUGCACAAAUAUUCCUCAUAACGGAUUUACUUUUUGCAUACAUUAAGAGAGAGUUUACCCUAAAACACGGCUCAUCACGACAAGUGGAUGGAAAACCGGCGAAGUUAGUUCUUCGAUAA
Molecule: messenger RNA, 1290 nt
Organism: Arctia plantaginis
Lineage: Eukaryota; Metazoa; Arthropoda; Insecta; Lepidoptera; Erebidae
Source: the annotation of a GenBank genome assembly